Drosophila takahashii is the source of this 1228-nucleotide messenger RNA. The record is from RefSeq and is a predicted model, not a curated record. Lineage: Eukaryota; Metazoa; Arthropoda; Insecta; Diptera; Drosophilidae.
UGAACGAUGACUGCCUGGCUUCCAUAUUGGGAUAUUUGCCCCUGAAGGAUCACUUGCACUUUGCCCAUGUUUGCAGCCGCUUUCGAAAUGUCUUAAUGGAUUACGGCAAGAGCCUCUAUAAGACAGUGGAGGUUACUGGAUCGCCGGACGAGUUGGUCCUGAUGCGAGUUGUUGGUGAUCUAGUGAAACAUAUGUAUUUCAAAUAUUACCCGGAGUGUGUCCAAAAUGUGCAAAGGAUUCUACGCGAAACGAUGAGACGUCUGGUCAAACUGGAGCACGCUACUCUGAAUUUUAGCUGUCCUGUUCCAUUACACGCCUUCGAGGCCAUUAUUCGGACUCUGGAAGAGCUGCCCAACCUUAAGGGCAUCGGGGUAUUUCAAAACACUGAUGUCCUCGAUGGCCUACGCGUGUACGACGAUUCUAAUAGUUUGCUGAAAGAUUGUCAAAUUUUUCUUAUCAACGAUAAUUUGCGGACUGAACCCAGUGUUUUAUCCAAUAUCUUAAUAUUGAAGAAAAUGAAUAAUUCUUUUAAAGAAACUCUGGGUUACAUAGUGCCUCAUUUGUCGUCUGUCGAAGAGAUGAUCUUCUACAUGUCGCAGCCUUCCAAGGACUAUCAGCCGCUGGCUCGGGUUUCCAAGCUUCAGAAGAUUGGGAUCUAUGAGAAAAAUAACCAGAACAGCGGACCACACCUGCCGUUUAUCGCUGGCUUGGCUUCUGGGUUGUCUAGGCAGCUAACCGAAUUAUCAAUUACAACUUUAGAACUUUGCUACGACGAGGCCAAAGAGAUCUCACGAAUGGUUAACCUUAGGGAACUUCACUGUUGCUUCGAGGAGCCCAGAUGUCUGGAACAUUUGCCUGCUCUUAAGCAGUUGAAAUAUUUAUCCAUUCGUGUGUCGCACUCGGGCGUAACAAAUCAGUUAUUAGCCAUAAUAAGGGGAUGCACAAGACUGAACGUCCUGCUGGCAAGGGUGAAUUCAUCGCAGCUUUCCAGUGAUUUCAUUUUAAGAGCUCUUGAGGUGCUCCGAAUUGUUCGAGAUCCCGGUAAUCAGAAACCCCUCAGACUUGGAACUCCUUCGGAAAACCAAAUUAGGGUAUGUAUGUCAAAAGAUCUUAUUUGUAUUAAAAAUUUUUAAAUAUUUUUCACUUACAGAGCGAGGAUCUCUUACCCUACUUGUGCGUUUUUCGGGACCGACUUUAACUGCACAUACCCUUAGUAACUGCAUAACUG